This is a messenger RNA of Tympanuchus pallidicinctus (lesser prairie-chicken), 1925 nucleotides long. It is a transcript of the gene ITGA3, whose product is annotated as integrin subunit alpha 3. The record is from RefSeq and is a predicted model, not a curated record. Gene Ontology annotation, molecular function: integrin binding. NCBI's taxonomy places the organism in Eukaryota, Metazoa, Chordata, Aves, Galliformes, Phasianidae. Gene Ontology annotation, cellular component: external side of plasma membrane; integrin complex. Gene Ontology annotation, biological process: integrin-mediated signaling pathway; cell-matrix adhesion; cell-cell adhesion.
CUCGACAAAACCUUCACCGUCACCCCCAGCAAAGUGGACCCUGCACGUUGCACGCCUGACUCCUGCAUCACAGUGACCGUCUGCUUCGCCUACAACCAGAGCGCCGGUGACCCCACGUACAAGGAGAGGAUCACCCUGGAAUACACCCUGGAGGCAGACAAGGAGCGACACCCCCCCAGGGUGAGGUUUUUGGGGACGCACUCGGCCACGUUCCGCGGCGCCUUCCGCAUGCCUGACACACGCUGCGAGAGCAAGGAGCUGCUGCUGCUGGAUAACAUCCGUGACAAGCUGCACCCCAUCGUGCUCUCCAUGAACUACUCACUGGUGGAGCAGCCCCGCAGCUUCCAGCUCGGCCCCCACUCCCUCAACGCAUUCCCUGUUCUCAACCAGGACCAGUCCCACCAGAACGAGACCAAGGUGGAGUUCCAGAAGGAGUGCGGCUCCGACAACAAGUGCUACAGCAACCUGCAGCUGCAGAGUGCCUUCGUCACCGAGCAGAACCAGCCCCUGCCCAGGCUGAAUGGCACUCAGGUGCUGCACUACAGCCGGGACACACGCAAGCUGCACCUGAGCAUCAACAUCACCAACACCCCAACCUCUGCCUCCAAUGGGGAGGAUGCCCACGAGGCUCUGCUCAACAUCACGGUGCCCAGCAGCCUCCUGCCCUCCUCUGUCCGCCCCAGCGGUGCGUGCACCUUUGCGGAGACGGUGCUGUGCGAGUUGGGCAACCCCUUCAAACGGAACCAGAGGGCAGAGCUGAUCAUCACCUUCGAGGCCAUCGGCAUCACGCUGGACACGCGGGAGGUGGCGGUGUGGCUGGAUCUGUCCACGCAGAGCACGCAGGACGACCUGCAGCCCGUGCUGGCCCAGCUGCUGGUGGAUUACAGCCUGCAGUCCUCGCUGAGCGUAGCCCCCGCACACCUGCAGUCCCACUUCAGCGGGGCGGUGAUGGGCGAAUCGGCCAUGCGCAGUGAGCAGGAUGUGGGCAGCCCACUGGCCUUCGACUUCCAGGUGAUGACUAAGGGAGAGGCUUUGGGCACGCUGGGCACCAUCGUGCUGGGCUUCGAGUGGCCCUAUGAGAUCCCCAAUGGCAAAUGGCUGCUGUACCCCACCGAGAUCCGAAUCAACGGCAACGGCACCUGCAGCCCCCCCGGGGGGGUCGUCAACCCCCUCAACCUCACGCUGCUGGAGGAUGGGACCCCCACCCGGCACCGACGGGAGCUGGGGGGGGCUGAGCCUGGAGAGCCCCCCAUUACCUUGGCCACAGGCAAGAAGGCCAAGUCAGAAGUGCUGCUGAGCUGCUCCCAAGGCACAGCACGCUGCCUUUGGUUCGAGUGCCCGGUCCCUGCAGCGCAGCACCCCGCAACCUUCCGCGUCCGCGCUCGAGUGUGGAACAGCACCUUCAUCGAGGAAUACCGCAGCUUCGACCGGGUGAAGGUGGACGGCACCGCCACGCUGUUCCUCCGCACCCAUGUCCCCACCAUCAACAUGAGGAACCACACGGUGCGGUUCUCAGUGGAUGUGGAUUCGGAGCUGACGGAGGAGCAGCCGCCGCAGGUGGCGCUGUGGUUGGUGUUGGUGGCGGCGGCGGCGGGGCUGCUGCUGCUGGGGCUGAUCAUUGUGCUGCUGUGGAAGUGCGGUUUCUUCCGACGGGCCAGCACGCGUGCAAUGUACGAGGCCAAGGGGCAGAAGGCGGAGAUGCGAAUCCAGCCGUCGGAAACCGAGCGGCUGACGGACGACUACUAACGGGGGUGGGGGGGGGGAAACGCAGCCCCACUGCACCCCCCGGCGCCCGCGCCGCCCGCCCGUGUGACUUCUUCCAGCGGACUCGCUAUUACCGGGUGAUGCCCAAAUACCACGCGGUGCGGAUCCGACAGGAGCAGCGCUACCCGCCCGCCGGCCCCCGGCGCAAGAAACACUGGGUG